AUGUAUCCUUUUGUAUUUAUUGUUUUGUGCUUAUAUCUCGGUACCAGUUUCGCUGCUGAACCUGUUGUUAGUUGUCGGUACCGCAGUAACCACCUCCGUCAAGAUGGAGGACUUUGUUUCGAGAUUCCUCCAUGGCAGCACCAGCCAGUGGUGCUGGAAGACCACCUGGUCAGCCUUAGGGAGAGGUUGGGGAACUCCAGUGAUUCACGGCGGCAGUUGAGAUCGCAAUUGGCUUUGGCGAACAGUGAAAUAUCAAGAUAUAUGGACACAGUACUAGCCCCAUUUCUGGACACAUAUCACCGGAACAUUCAAAAUUCAUAUCAGCAGUUAACAGGAAAGAUAUUGAGAAGGAUCAAGGAUGAGAUCAACGCAGCCGUUCAGAGGAAGCAGCAGAUUUUUUCUGAGCUGACGCAGUUGGCUGAUGACUUGAAAGUACCAAGUAUGUGUGAAGAAGAAAGACGGGCAGCUCGCACCCUGGCAAACAGACAUGUAUCCACCAUAUACGCAUGCACUGAAGAUGCACGAGCUUCAAUCGCAAAGAUGGGGAAAUAUGCUGAAGAAAUGAUAGGGAUCACCAGGAACCAUAUGCAAGCAACACUUCUGGAGGCUACUAGGGCUUUUGAAAUCCCUGGUGGAAAUCGGGAAGCGGCUGCAGCUCAAAGAAGUGGUUCACUUCAGAAGUCUGACGUAUCAUCCUGUCUUGAAGAACUGUCAAGAGCCGCAGUGGUCUUGGGAUACGAGUUGGAUCUUAGCUUGACGAAUGCUAGAAGACAUAAUGAACAGUCCUGUGAAAGACUGACCUCCUGCACUUCAAGAGGACGAAGGCAUACAGAGGAAGCUGUGGCAGCAUUGAGAGACCAGAUCUAUCAAUGUGUUUAUGCUUGA
Spodoptera littoralis (African cotton leafworm) is the source of this 885-nucleotide messenger RNA. The record is from the annotation of a GenBank genome assembly. Lineage: Eukaryota; Metazoa; Arthropoda; Insecta; Lepidoptera; Noctuidae.